Molecule: messenger RNA, 988 nt
Organism: Mesocricetus auratus (golden hamster)
Lineage: Eukaryota; Metazoa; Chordata; Mammalia; Rodentia; Cricetidae
Product: programmed cell death protein 6-like
Exons: 2
Coding region: 1-564 (187 amino acids)
Source: RefSeq, a predicted model, not a curated record
AUGGCAGCCUACUCCUACUGCCCAGGCCCGGGCGCCGGCCCUGGCCCUGCUGCUGGAGCUCAGCUGCCAGACCAGAGAUUCCUGUGGAACGUCUUCCAGCGGGUUGAUAAAGACAGAAGGGGAACGAGACAAGUGAUUUCAGACAAUGAGCUUCAGCAAGCAUUAUCCAAUGGUACUUGGACUCCGUUUAAUCCAGUGACUGUUAGGUCAAUCAUUUCUAUGUUUGACCGAGAAAACAAGGCUGGAGUGAGCUUCAGUGAAUUUACAGGUGUGUGGAAAUACAUCACAUGUGGACUGGCAGAACAUGUUCCAAACAGGGACAACUCUGGGAUGAUUGACGAGAACAAGCUCAAGCAAGCACUCUCAGGUUUUGGCUACCGACUCUCUGAUCAGUUCCAUGACAUCCUCAUCUGCAAAUUUGAUAGACAAGGGCGAGGGCAGAUGGCAUUUGAUGACUUCCUCCAGGGCUGCAUCAUCUUGCAGAGGUUGACAGACAUACUCAGACAGGAUCAGGAUGGCUGGAUUCAGGUGUCUUAUGAGCAGUAUUUGACUGUGAUUCUGUAAUGGCACCUUAGCCACACUGUUAUAUACAAACCUUGGGUUUGCUGACUAAUUGUGCCAUGGGGUGAAACCUAAUAUUGGUUCAGGAUUCUGCUCUCAAGCUAUCAUGUUGUUUUCUAGAUGUCUCUAAUUCUGUAGUUGAAAAUGCUUUUAUUAGCCAGUAGGAUUUUAAAAUAAUAUGGAACUUGCACAGAAUGCUGUUUUUCUUGUCUCUCAGAUACCUACUCCAUGACUAGAGAGGGCUAUUUGACAAAACUAUCUGAACUGUACUCUUCAAACACAUCUGCGCAUGAGAAACAAGACUUUAAAAAGUUAGCACAAGGGCUAGUGUGACAGCUCACCAGUUAAAGGUUAGACUCAACAAAGAAAAAAAAAAGCACAAACCACAGGGGACAAUUUAGGAACAAUUUCUAAAUGCAUGUGGCAA